AUAAUUAAAAAUAUCACAUUUCUGUAAAUCAAGUAGCCAACUCUUAGGAAAACAGUUAUUCUACAGCCACACCGGAACUUGCAAAACCAGAUUUGUUGGUAUCUUAUCAAAGUUUAAUGUUGAAAUGCAGCAAAUCUUAACAAAAAAAAAAACAACAACCAAAAAACCACAACAACCCCAAACAAGCAAGAAAACAAUAAACCAAACAGAGUCGCCCAGUACAGGAGGUUCCAGCGUAUUAAUACCGCGCGGCGCACUCAGCAGAAGUAAAGGCGAGACGGUGCAGACAUGGCACAAUCACGCGCGGACAGCAGCGGUCGACCUCCAGCGCCAACUGUAGGUCUCGAGGCGGAGCGUCGCGAGAGGCCGUUACCUCGUGCCCUUUGCACCCGCCUACCGAGGGAUGUGUCGAGUCCCAGGGAUGCAUUAGGACAAGCGCGCUGUGACUCUGCGCACGGCAGGUGCUGUGUCUGGUCCGUCUGUUGUUUACGGCAAUAGAGCGGUCUGAACGUGAACUUCACAGCCGCCGCAACUGCACUUCUGGGCUGCUCCGGUGUGUGCGAGGACGACGCUGAGAGUAAGGACGUAGCGAGCGGAAUCCUCCUCGUCCCUGCACACCUGCGGAUAUACGGGCACGUUUUGCGCGCUCGCGGCCGUCCGCUUAAAGCAGGUUCCUGCCCACAUUCCGUGAGCCAUGCUGGAGAAACAGCCGUACGACAGCCCCCCAAUGUACAGCCCACCAUCCAAUGGCUUCGGACCCCCAGGGAGCUUUCAGACCCCCCGCAGCGAUUUCGACGGUUACCCUCCCCCUCCGGGUUCCUACUUCAUGGCCGAGGAGGUGCCGCAGUACUUCUACAAGUGGUCCUCUCCUCCCGGGAUCGUGAAGAUCAUGGAAGGAGCCGUGGUGGUGCUGUGUCUCGGAAUCUUUGCCUGUGUGGCGUCCACACUGGUGUGGGACAUGCAGUACGGCUACGGGUUCGGGACCGGGUACGGCAGCGGCUAUGGCACGGGCUACGGAUCCGGCUACGGAUACGGGAGCUACGGGAGCUAUGGGGGCUACGGGGGCUACGGGGGCUACUACAAUUACCCCACCCCCUACUCCGCCAAAACAGCCAUGAUCGCCAUGGCAGCCAUCAACUUCAUCGCAGCACUGGCAUUCUUCGUGGCCAGCUUCUCCAAGACGAGGACGGUGCGCGGCAGGAAGUUCUUCCUGGCCGUGCUGGUGUGCAACGCCAUCCUGGCCGUCCUGCAGGCCAUCAUCAACAUCGUGUACAUCGUGGGUGUCAACCCCAUGGCCCAGAGCUCUUCUAGUAUGUUCUACAACCCCAUGCUGAUGAUGUGUCAGAACCUGUAUGGGAACAGCAUGACGGGGAUGGGGGCAGGGUUUCCCCUCUAUAACCAGUACCUCUACCACUACUGCUACGUGGACCCCCAGGAGGCCGUGGCGAUGGUGUGUGGUUUCCUGGUGGUGAUUGCGUUGGCUGUGGCUGCAUUCUUCUCCUUUAAGACCAGGAGUAAGAUCUGGCGCCAUGGGAAGCCCAACGUGUACUGGGACAAGCCGCUGACCCAGGGCCCGGAGGGCCGAGACGUGGAGGACUGGGUGAACAAGGUGGAGGAUGGACAGAGCGUCCGUGAGGCAUCCGUCAUGUUUUCAGAGAAAGCGUCUCCACCCCUCAACUCGGCCCACAGUGUGACCUCCAUCCCCCUGAAGAGUCCCGAGGACACCGGUGGUGACCCCUACACGCCCCCUGCCUACUCGGACCGUGUUCUCAGUCGUUCGUACGAGGUUCUGUCCCCGGCUGGCGGGGCCAGCUCUAGCCCCUCGGACCGCACAGACGGGAUACGCAGGCCUUCGGCCCACCGGGGCAAACGGCGCCGCAGGAAUCCUGAUCUGGACGAGUCCCAGUACGAGACAGAGUACACAACAGGGGGAGAGACGACCAAUGACCUGGACCAGGACCACUGGAUGAGCAUGUACCCCGAAAUCACCUCCGACACCCAGCGGCAGGAGUACAAGCUGGAGUUUGACUCAGACCUGAGGAGAUACAAACAGCUUUGCGCGGAGAUGGACGACAUCAAUGACGAGCUGAACAAAUUAAAUCGGGAACUGGACACACUCGACGAGGGCACUGCCAAGUACCAGGCAGUGGCAGAGGAAUUCAAUCGACUGAAAGACCUGAAACGGAUGCCGGACUAUCAGGAGCAGAAGGUGCAGUGUCAGCGACUGCGUCACAAGCUCUUCCACAUUAAGCGUAUGGUAAAGAAUUAUGAUCGAGCGCAGUCAUAGUGCCCACCCAACUCCCCCGCCGACGCUGGGCACUUCCGCUUCUCCAGUGAGUGACGUUAAGACAGGCACUAACACUGCCUGGAUCUGAACCUGCCCAAUCUAAGGUCUCACCCACCCUCUAACGAUUAACCUGCACCUUGGAUACAGUUGCUAUGGCGAAGGGGGCCCGGGAUUCCAAACCCAAGCCCAUUCUGCCCGUGUGCCUCUGACCAGGAAGUUAAUCUGCAUGCCAGGAACUGUUUCUGCGGCUCAAGUCUCCCUCUCGUCCGUGUGUGUGGUAAAGGUCAGUGUGUUUCCCUACGUUCACCACACCAGAAAGCAUUACUCAGGUGUCAUAGUUCUGCUUGGUACGGGUGUGGCUGAACAAACUCUGGGCAAACUUACUGCCUCUGAUAAGAGUUUGAGUUUGUUCCUGAUAUGGAAGAAAUGUUCUUUGGUUUGAGAUUCAUGAUAAAGAAAGAGAGAGAAAAAGAGAGAUGUGUUAUGUGUGGGGGUGUGGGGGUGUGUGUGAGGGUCUGCGCACAUACAUGUGCGUGAGUAGUCACUGUCAGGUAAUUUAUGCAGUGUGUGUGUGUGUGUGUGUGUGUGUGUGUGUGAGAGUAUACUCACUGUCAGGUAACCAAUGUGACUUAAGUGUUCUUGAAAACGUGAAUUCUGAUUAUGAAAAUUAAAAUGUAUCCUAAACAAAAAGGAAAAAAAACCUCCCAUAAGUACUAAUGCUUUUGUCCUUUAUGGAUGAGGGGGGCAGUCCAAGCAAAACAGUUCCUGGAAAACGUAUGAACCUACGGCAUGCUUUCUAAUAAAUAUUCAUGCUCUCUAAUGAAUAUUCCCUCGCCAUCUACUGCAUAUUUCUGAAAACUUUUUUCAAAUGUGACAGCCAGAGUAAAAUACACAUAUUGGGCCAUUUCUGCUGAUCUGAUGAUUAACAUUUCACAGAACUUGGAAUUGUAGCACGGAUGUCUUAAGGCAAGCUAUUAAAAAAGACAUUCAGAACAAGUGUGCCAAUAGUCCACUAUGCAAAAAUGCUAAACGUCUGUACUUAUAUUCUGUAAAUUAUCUAUAUUUGGGGAAUCCCUUUGUCUCUUGAGUUUGGUCCUAUUGUAUUUGAUUGAUGUUGAACACAAUAUAAAGAGAUUUGAUCGCUGUCCUGUGUGUCUACACUGAUCCACCGCCUUGCAAGAUCCAGUGUAUGUUUCUUAUUGUUAGAUAUUAGGAUUUAUUGAUAUAUGUUCUUUGUUUAUAUUUUUGUAAAGAAAAUAUAUCAUUAUAAAAGGUAUCGGUGACUUUUAA
This is a messenger RNA of Electrophorus electricus (electric eel), 3577 nucleotides long. The record is from RefSeq and is a predicted model, not a curated record. Lineage: Eukaryota; Metazoa; Chordata; Actinopteri; Gymnotiformes; Gymnotidae.